AUGCCUUCAAGAUGGCAAAAAUUUAAAGCUUCCAUCUCCCCUGAGAACGGACCAGUGUUUGCGGCGGCACCGACACAGGAGGUUAGGAAUAGGAAGUUCGCCGGUCGAGCUUCAUCUGCUCCGAUUAUCACUGAGAAGAGUGUAUUCGAUGUUUCUGAGACGUCUUUGGGCGCCGAAGUAACCUCAGCCAAAAGGCCAAAUAUCUUCGACAGGAUCACUAGGGGUGCAGGAUCUAGUGGUACCUUCUUUUUCAUGAUGGCACUUCUAGCAUUAUGGGCCGUGUGUGGAAUCGUAUAUGGGACUACAGACACGUGGCAAAUCAUCCUUCAGAACGCCAGUUCAAUCAAGGUUUACGUUACGGAUAUUCUCCUCCUCCGACAACAGAAGAACGCAAUUCUGGCACUGAAGACAACCUUGGCUCAGAUUCAACCGAUAGAAGAGGAAAUCGAAGAAAGCCUUCGUAUUGCUCAAGGCGAGCAGACAAGGUGGAAAAAAAUCUGGGGUAGCACCUGCUACUUUUUCGCCAUCACGCUCGGAUCUUUGUGGGCAUUUAUAUUUUAUUGGAUUGGUAUCUUUGUUAUCGACGCCGAAGUUGAAUACCGCCUUCGCGAACUGACCGAGGACGUCAAGCCAAACCAGAUCUUCGAGAUUCCAGCAGACGUCCCUAACAGAGUCGAACGUCAAAUUGAUGGCUUCGCCAAUGUCAUGGGAUCAGGCAUUGGUGUUGCCAUCUCUAUCCUUGCUGUCGCGAUCUGGUUCGCGGUAGGGCCCGUCUUGUCUUUUGAUGACGACUGGUGGUUGAUUAUUGGAACAUUCACUGGUCUUGUUGGGUUUAUCGACGGAUUUGUCCUUCGUCACCUUUACAUGCGCGAAGAAGCCCAAGCCAAGACUCAAUUCCGAAAGGUCCAACUCGCAGACAGCAGACUUCUCGAGCGUCUGAACGUCCCCGUUCCAGUUUUAGCAGAUAUCCAUAGGUCCUCCUCCACCCGAGUCAGUAUAUGGGUCGGCGAUGCUUGCGGUUCGCAAUGGGCUACUGUCGCGUCCGUAGCAUUUGUCGUGGCUCUAUUGCUUACCGCUACGAUUAUGCUUUGGUCCACUACUGGCCAGCUUCUUUGUAACACAACUACUAUGAUCCUCGAAGGAUUUCUGUUGCUGGUCCUGAUCCAAGCUCAUAAUACGUCUAAUAAAGAGCGAGGAGAGGACUUCAACAGCGUUUUGAAGCGGAGGGUGUUGCUGAACAGCUAUGUCCACCUCAUUUCCGACUAA
Drepanopeziza brunnea f. sp. 'multigermtubi' MB_m1 is the source of this 1266-nucleotide messenger RNA. The record is from RefSeq and is a predicted model, not a curated record. Lineage: Eukaryota; Fungi; Ascomycota; Leotiomycetes; Helotiales; Drepanopezizaceae.